Messenger RNA from Tribolium madens (black flour beetle), 1005 nucleotides. RefSeq lists its product as uncharacterized. The record is from RefSeq and is a predicted model, not a curated record. NCBI's taxonomy places the organism in Eukaryota, Metazoa, Arthropoda, Insecta, Coleoptera, Tenebrionidae. Bases 34 to 987 code for a protein of 317 amino acids. The transcript is spliced from 3 exons.
UAAUUGCUUGACGUUUCUUUUUAUAACCUCAAAAUGACAGAAGAAAAAAUUCUUGAAUUAUUGCUUCCCAAACAUUACGAUUACCCCAAACUCGAGUCAAACGCCGCUGAGACGAUUGCAAAAAGCCUCACUGACAUUAUUUACGACACUUUGACGCCUAAAUCGACCAAUAAAAGACUGAACGUUCUUAAAUUGAUCAAAACAUUUGCGUCACAUGUCGAUGAGACAAAUUACACGACUUUUAUUGACGCACUUGAGGGACAAUUUGAUGAUACCAGUGAUGAUUUUUUAAAUAAGGUCAAAAGUGAUUUAAAGGGGCAAUUACCCAAAAAUUUGUGCGAGGAAGUGUUGCAAUUUUAUCAGAGAAGGAAUCAGAAACGCGAGGAGAGGAUAAAACGGCUUGAAUUGAUCAAAAAAUACGACCAAGAAACGCUAAAUAAUGAUAAUUUUUUGUAUAGAGUUACACGAAGUAUUACGCAUUACGAAACCAGUGAAAAUCUUGUGAAACAAUUAUUAAAUAACGAACAGGAGGAUCAAAAUUGUCACAAAUUAGUCGACUUCAAUUCACUUGAUUAUAGGGGGAAACAAGUACAGUUUGCGUACGGAUUACUUUACUUGAAGCGUUGGGGGACCUUGAGAAAGGUUUUACAACGGUUAAAAACGUACGAAACUUUGACAGAUUUUGAAAAAACAUUCUUGAGUUACUUAAACGAAAAUGGUGAAUGUUUGAGGGAGAUCCUAGUCAAGGAUUUUAUUUUUCUAUACGAGAAUAUUGUUUUGAGUCUGUGUACACGAAUAAUUCAACUACACGACGCUCAAAUACCCCAAUUUUUUGCAACUUUGCUCUGUGAUAAACAAUAUCUAAUCCUGAAAAGUUUGUGUUCAAAUAACAAAUUUAGGCUAAAACUGAAAAAUUUACUCUUCGAAUUGUACGGUUUCAGCUUUUGUAAUGUGAAUUUAUUGAAAUUUAUAGAUUUAUUUGAAUAAAUGAUUUCUAACAGCGCC